Messenger RNA from Fomitopsis serialis, 780 nucleotides. RefSeq names its product alpha/beta-hydrolase. Gene Ontology annotation, molecular function: hydrolase activity. The transcript has 6 exons. The record is from RefSeq and is a predicted model, not a curated record. The coding region runs from base 1 to 780 and encodes 259 amino acids. NCBI's taxonomy places the organism in Eukaryota, Fungi, Basidiomycota, Agaricomycetes, Polyporales, Fomitopsidaceae.
AUGGCUGCAAUAGGUCCAGGAUUCUGCGCUGAUUGUUUCAAAGGUGUCCGUCAUGAGGGUGUCCCUAACGGGAGGAUUGAGCGCAUCGCUGGCGUGGAAUGCUAUGUCACCGAGCCACUGGGUACACAGUCACAAGAAAAGGCCAUACUCUACCUUACCGACGCAUAUGGCCACAGAUUCGUCAACAACCAGGUGCUCGCGGACGACUACGCGCGGAACGGCUUCCACGUCAUUAUGCCGGAUCUCUUCCAGAACGACGCUGUUCCCAGCUUCGUUCCUCCUGAUGCUUCAAUCAGCAAAGAGGAAUUUGACGUCGCGGCAUGGGUAGACAGGCAUCCGCCUGAGACUGUCCUGGGGGACGUAUCCGAAGUCAUCACGGCGCUUCAAGAGCGUGGUAUUAGGACGUUCGCAGGACUUGGCUACUGCUUCGGAGGGCGCAUUGCAAUCGAGCUCGCAUCCGUGGAAGUCAUAUCUGUUUGCAUCGUAUCUCAUCCGUCAUUCUGGAAAGUGCCCGAUGAUAUGGAGAAAUACCUUGCAGAGUCGAAGGCGCCCUUAUUGAUCAACAGCUGCGAAGUCGACGACAUGUUUCCGAAGGAGGCACAGGCAAAGGUCGACGCAAUCCUAGGCGGUGGGAGAUUCAGACCCGGUUAUGAACGGACGUAUUGGGAAGGUUGCGUGCACGGAUUCGCUGUACGCGGGGAUAUGAGCAAUCCGAGCGUGAGAGCUGGAAAGGAAGGCGCCUUCAAGGCCAGCGUCGAAUUCCUCCGAAAGCAUCUCUGA